AUGGCGUUCUACGACGUGGGCACACGCUCCUCCGCCUCCUCAUCGCAUCAGCCGAGCGACAUGGCCGCCGCAGCCGUGCCGGUGGCCACUGGGUCUCCUCAUCUGCGGGUUCCGCUGGAAGCAGGGGCUGCUGGUUCCUCCGCGACUAGGCAAGCCGUGGACGUGCAAGAAGGUACGCCGACGACGAUGCGGCACUACCGUGGCGUGCGGCGGCGACCAUGGGGCAAGUGGGCGGCGGAGAUCCGCGACCCCGCCAAAGCGGCGCGCGUCUGGCUGGGCACCUUCGACACCGCGGAGGCCGCCGCGGCUGCCUACGACGACGCCGCGCUGCGGUUCAAGGGCGCCAAGGCCAAGCUCAACUUCCCCGAGCGCGUCCAGGGACGCACCGGCCAGGGCGCCUUCCUCGUCUCCCCUGCCAUCCCCCAGCCGCCGCCAGUAUCAGCUCCCCCAUUAUUGAUGCCACUGCCACCGUCUCCGGUGCCGUUAUUCCCGGACCUCAUGCGGUACGCGCAGCUGCUUCACAGCGGCGGCAACGUCGUGGCCAGCAGCACCGGUGAUCCCGCGGCGCUGUCGUCGGUGCAGAUUCUUGACUUCUCGACGCGGCAACUCCUCCGGGGCUCACCGCCGCCUGCAACGUUCGGCCGGCCGUCGAUCCGGACAUCGGCAUCGAUGUCUUCCACCACUGCGUCUUCUUCGCCAAGCAUGUCGGUGCCUCACGUCGAGGCCAGGGAUAGCGGAGUAGGCGAGGAGACUGGCACUGCUCCGCCUGACUGA
Miscanthus lutarioriparius is the source of this 774-nucleotide messenger RNA. NCBI's taxonomy places the organism in Eukaryota, Viridiplantae, Streptophyta, Magnoliopsida, Poales, Poaceae. The record is from the annotation of a GenBank genome assembly.